CGCGCGAACACCGCCACUACCUGCAGCGGCGGCAGCAGCAGCAUAGCCGUCAGCGGUAGAGCGCGCUGGAUUCCCGGCACGUGCCGAUUCCCCCUUCUGCACACGCGCUGACCGAACGAGUGAGUGAGUGAGGGCGAACGUCUUCACCUCGCGUGCGGCUCCACGUUCUGUUUUGAUUUUGAAUUUGAAUGUUCUUGUGAGUGGAGCGCGUGCACCGACCGUUAGUGACCGUUGGCGUUGAGGGAGCUGAGAGAGAGACUUGUGAAGCGGUUUUAAUAGCGACGGAGGAUCCGAGUCUGAGGAGCAAAAAGCGUUUUUACAAGCUUCUUUAAAGAUCAGACCACUCAGCUCGGAGCACAUCACCGCCACUUCAUGAGCUAUCAGAGACGAACCGCGCUCAGACCCUGGAGCAUGGAAAACUCCUAACGCUGUGGAGCAUCUUCACCUCCACUCACCAAGCUUUAGAAGAAUCCAGUAAUAAAAAGUGACUCUCCGGCGAGUUCCCCGCUCCCCUUUUCGGCCCACCAGGAGUCCCCAGAAAGUUCGAGUGUGUUACUGCAAAUCCUGUCACUUUAUUGGAGGUUAUUCAGCAUGAUCGACGCAGCCGUGCAUCCCGGUCCAUAACAAGCGCAGUCGGACGAACCUCCCAGGAUUCUUCGGCUUUUUUUUUCCGCUUCAUUAUCCCCUUUCUGGCCAGAUUCGGCUGCUUCAUAAAAACCAGGAGCGCCCGCUUCACGAAGGAGAUGAAUGCCGAACAUUAGGGCUUUUCUCUGCGCCACCCACACACCUGAGAUGUACUCGAGGACCAGCUCGCCACACCCGACAGCCUCAGCUUCACGUUUUCUGUGCCGCUGUCGCUGUAAGUGCUCCAGUUUUGCAGAAUUGCUACAGCGGAUUGAUUUGUUCUCAGAGCCGUGGAGUAAGAAUCUUUCAGAGGUUUCUAAAAGGACAGGACAGCUCAGACACGAUCGCACAAAGUCGUUCACUGUGAGCUCUACACAGGAAAAAUCUGGCAUCUCUGAAGGUGUGAACUACACACAGAUCUGACGUCUGGAUGUGUUGAAUCUUCAGUGACGAGGCUGUGUGGUGAAGUGAAGCUGACCAGGAUGACGGUCAGAGCGUCGGGUUGAUGUUCAGAUCUCCAGCUCUGUGAGAAGAUCCAUGGAUUACUGCAUUAACUUUCACUAUCGGUCACAUGAGAUCCACACGUGUCACGUCCUGUCCGGCUGGUGAACGUUAGGAGCGGCGGGUGGAUCGAGUGAACGAGUGUGUGUGUGAGUGUGUGUGAGAGUGUGUGAGUGUGUGUGUGUGUGAGCGUCAUGUGUGCAGGAUGGAUGUGAAGGAGCGCAGGCCGUACUGCUCGCUGAGGGAAAGCCGGCGAGAGAAAGAGCGACGCUACACGCAGUCGUCGGCCGGAGAGAGCGACGAGUGCCGCGUCCCCACUCAGAAAUCCUACAGCUCCAGCGAGACCCUCAAAGCCUUCGAGCACGACUCCCAGCGCCUGCUGUACGGGGGCCGGGUCAAGGAGAGGGAGCACCGGGACCCUGUCGAGUACGCCCGUCCAGGUCAGAACUUCACCCUGAGACAGUUGGGGAUCUGUGACACGGCCGCCCGUCGCGGCCUGGCGUUCUAUCCCGAGAUGGGCCUCCCCCAUCGCGGGUACUCGGUGGGCGCGGGCUCCGAGCUGGACGCCGAGAACGAGGCCGUGAUGUCGCCGGACCGUGCCAUGCGCCUGUGGGGUGGGGGGGUGAAGUCGGCGCGAAGCUCCUGCCUGUCGAGCCGGUCCAACUCGGUGCUGACGCUCACCGACACGGAGCACGACAACAAGUCCGACAGCGACAACGGUGCUCCCAUGCCAUCCCCUCCCUGUAAUCCAUCACCCGAUCACUCGCCUCAUGCUCAGCCCCCCCACAGUGACCCGGACCCGGAGCUGGACGACCCUCUCUCACACACUUACUCUGCAGAGCUCAUACACACCGCAGCCCAGGAGCAAGCGGCCAAUCAGCAGCAGCCAGGCCAUCCGGCUCCGCCCAGCCUGCCCCCGGCCCCGCCCCCUCACAAGCAGCCGUUGGUAACGGCGCUGAACCACAGCUUAGUGAUCGGCCGGCGGAACGGAAGCCCCGCCCCUCCCCCGCCUGUCGAGCUGCCCACCACGCCCGAGUCCGUCCCGCUGCAGGACAGCUGGGUCCUGGGCAGCAAUGUGCCGCUGGAGAGCCGGCACUUCCUCUUUAAGACAGGCACUGGAACGACCCCUCUGUUCAGCACGGCGACUCCGGGCUACACCAUGGCUACGGGGGCGGUGUACUCGCCCCCCACCCGGCCGCUGCCCCGCAACACGCUCUCCCGCAGCGCCUUCAAGUUCAAGAAGUCGUCGAAGUACUGCUCGUGGAGGUGCACGGCCCUCAGCGCCGUGGCCGUGUCCGUCCUGCUCUCCGUCAUCCUCUGUUACUGCAUCUCGAUGCAUCUGUUCGGACUGAACUGGCAGCUACAGGAGACGGACAGCUUCGCCUUCGAGAACGGCCAGGUGAAACCGGACGGUGCCACGCCCAACGGAGUGACCUCUCUGUCGUCUGAACAUGGUAAAGGCGGCGUGUACGCUCAGGAGAACAACACUAUAGACACGGGCGAGGUGGACGUGGGCAGGCGGGCGGUGCAGGACGUUCCUCCCGGCAUGUUCUGGCGCUCGCAGCUUUUCAUCGACCAGCCGCAGUCGCUCAAAUUCAACAUCUCGCUGCAGAGGGACGCGCUCGUCGGGGUUUACGGACGCAAAGGACUGCCGCCGUCACACACUCAGUACGACUUCGUGGAGCUGCUGGACGGCAGUCGGCUUAUCUCCAAGGAGAAGCGAGGUCUGGUGGAGGCCGAGGGGUCUCUGAGGAGGGCGCGGUCGGUCAACGUCCAUGAGGCUGAGUUCAUCCGCUUCCUGGACUCGGGGAUCUGGCACCUGGCUUUCUACAACGACGGCAAGAACACAGAACAAGUCUCCUACAACACCAUCAUCAUAGAUUCGGUCACCGAGUGCUCGCACAAUUGCCACGGUAAUGGAGACUGUCGCUCAGGAACGUGUCACUGUUUCCCAGGGUUCCUCGGUCCUGACUGUUCCCGAGCUGCAUGUCCAGUGCUGUGCAGUGGGAACGGUCAGUACUCCAGGGGGCGCUGUUUGUGCUACAGUGGCUGGAAGGGCACCGAGUGUGACGUUCCCAACAACCAGUGCGUCGACGUCCACUGCGGGGGCCACGGCAUCUGCAUCAUGGGGGCGUGUGUGUGUAACGCCGGCUACAAAGGAGAAAACUGUGAGGAAGUGGACUGUGUGGACCCCUCGUGUUCCGGGCGUGGCGUGUGUAUCCACGGCGUGUGCCACUGUAACGGCGGGUUCUCGGGGCCGAGCUGUGAGCUGGUGAAGGCGGUUUGUCCGGAGCAGUGUUCCGGUCACGGCAAGUACCAGAGCGAGAGCGCCACCUGUACCUGCGACACCAACUGGACCGGGCCGGACUGUUCCAUCGAAGUGUGUGAGGUGGACUGCGGCUCCCACGGCGUGUGUAUGGGUGGAAGCUGUAGGUGCGAGGAGGGCUGGACCGGCUCGGUGUGUGACGUGAAGGCGUGCCACUCUCGCUGCACCGAACACGGGACCUGUAAGGACGGCAAGUGUGAGUGCCACCAGGGCUGGACCGGAGAGCACUGCACCGUGGCUCACCCGGAGACGUAUGUCCAAGGAGAGAGGAUAGGAUUUAAAGAGGGGUGCCCGGGUCUGUGUAACAGUAAUGGCCGCUGCACACUGGAUCAGAACGGCUGGCACUGUGUGUGCCAACCCGGCUGGAGGGGCAUCGGUUGUGACGUCGCUAUGGAAACACUCUGCGCAGAUGGCAAGGACAACGAAGGAGACGGUCUGGCCGACUGUAUGGACCCGGACUGCUGUCUCCAGCCCACCUGCGUGUCCCAGCCCUUCUGCCGCGGCUCCCCGGACCCGGCAGACAUCAUCAGCAGCAGCCAAUCGGCUUACUCGCCGCAGGCCGCGCAGUCCUUCUACCAGCGAAUCAGCUUCCUGCUCGGGCCCGAGAGCACGCACGUCAUCGCCGCCGAAAACCCUUUCAACCGGAGUCUGGUCUCUAUAAUUCGAGGACAGGUGCUGACUGCUGAUGGGACGCCCCUCAUCGGAGUGAACGUCUCGUUUGUGCAUUAUCCUGAACACGGGUACACCAUCACCCGCCAGGACGGCAUGUUCGAUAUUUUGGCGAAUGGCGGUGCGUCUCUGACCCUGAGUUUCGAGCGCGCCCCCUUCCUGGCGCAGCAGCGCACCGUGUGGUUACCCUGGAACGUGUUUUACGUGAUGGACACGCUGGUGCUGAAGAAGGAGCAGAACGACAUUCCCAGCUGUGACCUGAGCGGCUUCGUCAGACCCGGCCCGCUCAUCGUGACCACGCCCCUCUCCACCUUCUUCAGAUCCGCCCCCGAGAACGGACCAAUCAUUCCUGAGACUCAGGUUCUCCAGGAGGACACGCCCAUCCCCGGCAGCGAUCUGAACCUGGUGUACCUGAGCUCCCGGGCGGCGGGGUACCGCCCCGUCCUGAAGGUCACCAUGACCCAGUCCACCAUCCCCUUCAACCUGAUGAAGGUGCACCUGAUGGUGGCGGUGGUGGGACGUCUUUUUCAGAAGUGGUUCCCCGCAGAACCCAACCUGUCCUACACCUUCAUCUGGGACAAGACCGACGCCUACAACCAGCGGGUGUACGGGCUGAGCGAAGCCGUCGUAUCGGUGGGGUUCGAGUACGAAUCGUGUUUGGAUCUGAUCCUGUGGGAGAAGAGGACGGCUGUACUGCAGGGUUAUGAACUGGACGCCUCUAACAUGGGCGGCUGGACGUUGGAUAAACAUCAUGUGCUGGACGUCCAGAACGGUAUCCUGUAUAAAGGGAACGGGGAGAACGUCUUCAUUUCCCAGCAGCCCCCGGUGAUCAGCAGCAUCAUGGGUAACGGGCGGAGGCGCAGCAUUUCCUGUCCCAGCUGUAACGGCCAGGCUGAUGGGAAUAAGCUCCUGGCGCCGGUGGCUCUGGCCUGCGGCUCGGACGGCAGCAUCUUCGUCGGAGAUUUUAACUACAUCAGACGAAUCUUCUCAUCAGGAAACGUCACCAGUGUGAUGGAGCUCAGAAACAAAGACUUCAGACACAGCAACAACCCGGCACACAGGUACUACCUGGCGACCGACCCCACGUCGGGUCAGCUCUACGUGUCCGAUACGAACUCGCGCCGGAUCUUCAGACCCAAAGUUCUGACGGGGGUGAAGGAGCUGCUGCAGAACGUGGAGGUGGUGGCAGGGACCGGGGAGCAGUGCCUGCCAUUCGACGAGGCUCGCUGUGGCGACGGAGGAAAAGCUACCGAGGCGCUGCUGCUGGGGCCCAAAGGUAUUGCGGUGGAUAAGAACGGGUUAAUCUACUUUGUAGACGGGACGAUGAUUCGUAAAGUGGAUCGUAACGGCAUCAUCUCCACUCUGCUGGGGUCCAACGACCUGACCUCAGCGCGACCUCUGACCUGUGAUACGAGCAUGCAUAUCGGACAGGUCCGGCUGGAGUGGCCGACAGACUUGGCUAUCAACCCCAUGGAUAACUCCAUAUACGUCCUGGACAACAACGUGGUCCUGCAGAUCACGGAGAACCGGCAGGUCCGGAUCGUGGCCGGGCGCCCCAUGCACUGCCAGGUCCCGGGCAUCGAGUACGCUCUGGGUAAACGCGCCAUCCAGACCACGCUGGAGGGCGCCACGGCCAUCGCCGUGUCCUUCAACGGCGCGCUGUACAUCGCCGAGAGCGACGAGAAGAAGAUGAACCGCGUGCGGCAGGUCAGCACCGACGGCGAGAUCACGCACCUGGCGGGGGCGCCGUCCGAGUGCGACUGCAAGAGCGACGCCAACUGCGACUGCUACCUGACCGGAGACGGCUACGCCAAAGACGCCCGCCUGAACAGCCCCUCGUCGCUCGUGGUCUCGCCCGACGGAACCCUCUACGUCGCCGAUCUGGGCAACAUCCGAAUCAGGGCCAUAUCGCGGAACCGCCCUCCUCUGGUGUCGUCCGGCUUUUACGAGGUGGCGUCCCCGGCGUCGCAGGAGCUCUACGUUUUCGACGUCAACGGCACCCACCAGCACACCAUGAGCCUGGUGACCGGGGACUACCUGUCCAACUUCAGCUACAGCAACGAGGGCGACGUCACGGCCGUCGCCGACGGGAACGGCAACACCCUGCGCGUCCGGCGUGACCCCAACCGCAUGCCCGUGCGCCUCGUCGCCCCCGACAACCAGGUGAUCUGGAUCACCAUCAGCACCAACGGAGGCCUGAAGACGUUGACCGCGCAGGGGCAGGAGCUCACGUUCUUCACCUACCACGGGAACAGCGGUCUCCUCGCCACCAAGAGCACCCAGAUCGGCUGGACCACCUUCUACGAUUACGACAGCGAGGGCCGCCUGACCAACGUGACCUUCCCCACGGGCGUGAUCACCAGCCUGAUCGAGGAGAUGGACCGGGCGCUCACCGUGGACAUCGAGACGUCGGGGCGAGACGACGACGUCAGCAUCACCACCAACCUGUCGUCCAUCGACUCCUUCUACACCCUCGUACAAGAUCAGCUGAGGAACAGCUAUCAGGUGGGUUACGAUAACUCCCUCCGAGUGAUCUACGCCAACGGCAUGGACUCGCACUACCAGACGGAGCCUCACAUCCUGGCGGGCGCCGCCAACCCCACGGUGGCCCGGAGGAACAUGAGCCUGCCCGGGGAGAACGGCCAGAACCUGGUGGAGUGGAGGUUCCGAAAAGAACAGACCAGAGGAAAGGUCAUCGUUUUCGGUCGCAAGCUGAGGGUGAACGGCAGGAACUUGCUGUCGGUGGAUUACGACCGGACGCUGCGCACGGAGAAGAUCUACGACGAUCACCGUAAAUUCCUGCUGAAGAUCGUCUACGACGCGGCCGGUCACCCAACGCUGUGGGUGCCCAGCAGCAAACUGAUGACCGUCAACCUGACGUACUCCAGCAGCGGGCAGGUCACCGGCCUGCAGAGGGGCGGGAGCGUGGAGAGGGUGGAGUACGACAGCCAGGGGCGCAUCAUCUCCAGGACCUUCGCCGACGGGAAGACCUGGAGCUACACGUACCUGGAUAAGAGCAUGGUGCUCCUGCUGCACAGCCAGAGGCAGUACAUCUUCGACUUCGACCUACAGGACAGGCUGUCUGCCAUUACCAUGCCUAGUGUGGCACGCCAUACCAUGGAGACCAUCCGGUCCAUUGGCUACUAUCGGAACAUCUACCACCCGCCCGAGAGCAACGCUUCGGUUACCGUGGAUUACAGCGAGGACGGGCAGCUCCUUCGGGUGGCCCACUUGGGCACAGGCCGGCGAGUCCUUUAUAAGUACAGAAGACAGAACAAGAUCUCGGAGAUCCUGUACGACAGCACACGCGUGAGCUUCACUUACGACGAGACCGCUGGCGUGUUGAAGACGGUCAACCUGCAGAGCGAAGGAUUCAUCUGCUCUAUACGCUACCGCCAGAUCGGCCCCCUGGUGGACAGGCAGAUCUUCCGCUUCAGUGAAGACGGCAUGGUCAACGCUCGCUUUGACUACUCUUACGACAACAGCUUCCGGGUGAUCAGCAUGCAAGGGGUGAUCAACGAGACGCCACUUCCGAUUGACCUCUACCAGUUCGACGACAUCUCGGGCAAGGUGGAGCAGUUUGGCAAGUUCGGCGUGAUCUACUACGACAUCAAUCAGAUCAUCUCCACGCCCGUCAUGACCUACACCAAGCACUUCGACGUCCACGGGCGCAUCAAGGAGAUCCAGUACGAGAUCUUCCGCUCCCUUAUGUACUGGAUCACCAUCCAGUACGACAACAUGGGUCGCGUCACCAAGCGGGAGAUCAAGAUUGGACCCUUUGCCAACACCACCAAGUACAGCUACGAGUACGACGUGGACGGCCAGCUGCAGACUGUCUUCCUGAACGAGAAGAUGAUGUGGCGCUACAGCUAUGACCUCAACGGAAACCUGCACCUUCUGAACCCGGGAAACAGUGCCAGACUCACGCCGCUGCGCUACGACCUCCGAGACCGCAUCACGCGCCUCGGCGACGUUCAGUACCGCAUGGAUGAAGACGGAUUCCUGCGCCAGAGAGGCACAGAGAUCUUCGAGUACAACUCCAAAGGUCUGCUGGUCCGAGUCCACAGCAAGGCCAACAGCUGGACCAUCCAGUAUCGUUAUGACGGGUUAGGUAGGCGACUGGCAUCCCGUAACACUCUUGGCCAACAUCUUCAGUUCUUCUACGCUGAUCUGAACUACCCCACACGCAUCACCCACGUCUACAACCAUUCCAGCUCGGAGAUCACUUCGCUCUAUUACGACCUGCAAGGCCACCUCUUCGCCAUGGAGAUAAGCAGCGGAGAAGAGUUCUACAUCGCCUGCGACAACACGGGCACCCCGUUGGCCGUCUUCAGCAGCAACGGGCUUCUUCUCAAGCAGGUCCAGUACACCGCAUACGGCGAGAUCUACUUCGACUCCAAUCCUGACUUUCAGCUGGUGAUAGGCUUCCACGGAGGGUUGUACGACCCACUAACGAGGCUUCUUCACUUUGGGGAAAGGGACUAUGACAUUCCAGCUGGACGAUGGACCACUCCAGAUAUUAGCACUUGGACCAGGGUGGGAAAAGACCCCGCUCCCUUUAACCUGUACAUGUUCCGCAACAAUAAUCCUGUCAGCAAGGUCCAUGAGGUCAAAGAGUACGUCACAGAUGUCAACAUCUGGCUAGUCACAUUCGGAUUCCACCUCCAUAACGCCAUCCCGGGGUUCCCGAUUCCUAAAUUUGACCUCACGCAGCCCUCACUGGAGAUGAAGAAAAGCCAGCUCUGGGACGACCUUCCGUCCAUAUCUGGUGUCCAAGAGGAAGUGACACGUCAGGCCAAGGCCUUCCUGUCCUUCGAGAGGAUGCCGGAGAUCCAGUUUAGCCGGCGUCGCUCAGCGCGGGAUAAACCUUGGCUCUGGUUUGCCACCGUCAAGUCCCUAAUUGGCAAAGGUGUGAUGCUGGCCAUCACAAGCAAGGGCCAGGUGGCCACAAACGCCCUGAACAUUGCCAACGAAGACUGCAUUAAGGUGGCCGCCGUCCUGAACAACGCAUUUUACCUGGAGGACCUACACUUCACCAUAGAGGGCAGGGACACGCACUACUUCAUCAAGACGAGCCUUCCAGAGACUGAUCUAGGAGCCUUGAGGCUUACGAGUGGACGCCGGAGCCUUGAGAAUGGCGUGAACGUGACCGUGUCUCAGUCCACGACGGUGGUCAAUGGGCGCACCAGACGCUUUGCAGACGUCGAGCUGCAGUACGGCUCGCUGGCCCUGCACGUCCGCUACGGCAUGACCCUGGACGAGGAGAAGGCUCGGGUGCUGGAGCAGGCCCGGCAGAGGGCGCUGGCGAGCGCCUGGCAGAGGGAGCAGCAAAGGGUCCGUGACGGCGAGGAAGGCGCCAGGCUCUGGACGGAAGGCGAGAAGAGGCAGCUGCUCAGCUCAGGGAAGGUCCUAGGCUACGACGGGUACUACGUCCUGUCGGUGGAGCAGUACCCGGAACUAGCCGACAGCGCCAACAACAUCCAGUUCCUGAGGCAGAGCGAGAUCGGGAAGAGGUAACAACAAAUGGCGCGGCCGUCCUCGAGCUGGGAAGAGGUACCAACAAACUGCACUGUGCCUAGCUGCCUCUUAUUUGUCACGUCAACCCAAGACGAGCUUCGUAAAUCAAAAAUUGUCAAAAAAAACUGUUUGAAUGUUACCUUGCUUGGACUGAGGAGAGAAAAACGUUUCGAGCGCUCGGUACCGCCUCAGUUGCCUCACUCUACUGCCCCAGUACCCUCUAAAUCCUAAAUAUACCCACUAAACACCCUACACAGGGUAGAAAGAACUGUGCCUAGCUUAGUUUCCACCUAUAAACGCCCCGUCGAGUCUUGUAACCACGUGAUCUCCACGCCGAAGCACUGAACGGACUAGCCGAUUCUCUCCGGGACUCUCCAUGAGGAAUUUUUAAGAAUUUUUUUGUGCUUUUUUUGUACCUUAAUAUCUUAUGCUUGGAUUAAAGAGAAGAAGGAUUUUAAUGUGUUUACAUGUGAAGAACCACUGCGAUCUGCCGAACUGACGUGUACAGAAGCUCCGGCUCCAAAAGCCACACGAUUCGGGGACUGAGAUGUACAGAACUGAAACUGCCCGUGAUCCUCCGUGUGAUUAUUUUCCCGCUUCGCUUUCUCGAAGGACGUCCGUAUGGAAACGUGUCGAGUCGAGUCGGGUGUUCGAUGUCCUUGCUGAACCAGCUCACGCAAUGGAGGAUGUAGAAUUAGCGAGUACGAACAGAACGUAAAAUAUCUAGAUCAUAUCCGGCCUAUCUUCUGAUUUGACCAGAGAUGUGAGAGUAUCUUUAUGAAUCUGUUUUCUUUCUUUUUUUAAUCUAAAAAGAAAAUACCACUUACCCGUACAUCAAUAUUAGUCUCAGAGAAAGUAAUUUAUGUACAGUGUUUAUAUAUACUUAAAAAAAAACCUCAAAAAUAUGGAUUUUUUUCUUCAGUCUUGUCAUGCAUUACUGUU
Trichomycterus rosablanca is the source of this 10579-nucleotide messenger RNA. RefSeq names its product teneurin transmembrane protein 3 (gene tenm3). The transcript is spliced from 39 exons. The record is from RefSeq and is a predicted model, not a curated record. Gene Ontology annotation, biological process: neuron development; signal transduction; heterophilic cell-cell adhesion. Gene Ontology annotation, molecular function: protein homodimerization activity; cell adhesion molecule binding; protein heterodimerization activity. Lineage: Eukaryota; Metazoa; Chordata; Actinopteri; Siluriformes; Trichomycteridae. Gene Ontology annotation, cellular component: membrane; neuron projection. The coding region runs from base 1331 to 9637 and encodes 2768 amino acids.